GCUCGCCAAAUUUGAAAGAAGCCGUCAGUUUCUCUCCCCUUUUUCCCAGCAAAACUCAGAAUCGGUUUGCAAAUGUUCAAACUACCCUUUCCAUUUCUGAACCUCUUCCUAUCCUUACUCCUAACAUCGAUACCCUUCCUUGUAAUUUCACAAAAUGUGAAUACAGAGCUUGACAUCCUCUUGAAGCUCAAGCAACAACUGGGCAAUCCACCGUCUCUACAGUCCUGGGCCUCCUCAUCCUCGCCGUGCAAUUGGACGGAGAUUUACUGCACCAACGGUAAGGUUACCUCACUUUUGCUCAGCGACAAGGACAUCAAAGUAACAAUCCCGGCAACCAUUUGCGCCCUCAGAAACCUCACCGUUCUGGACUUGUCCUAUAACAACAUCCCCGGAGAAUUUCCAAGAGUUGUUUUCAAUUGCUCAAAGCUUCAAAGCUUGGAUCUUUCUCAAAAUUAUUUUGUGGGUCCAAUCCCAGAUGAUAUUGAUUUCCGGCUUUCAACUCUCAAAUACUUGAAUCUUGGGGCUAAUAACUUCUCUGGUGAUAUUCCGCCUGCGAUAGGUAACCUAACGAAGUUGCAAUACUUGUAUCUGAAUUCAAACCAGUUCAAUGGGACCCUUCCGAAUGAGAUUGGUUACUUGGCCAACCUUGUAGAAUUAGGCUUGGCCUAUAAUGGGUUUGUGCCUUCACCAAUUCCGGCGGAGUUUGGUAUGCUAAGCAAGUUGACAUUCAUGUGGAUUAGAAAUGCCAAUUUGAUCGGUCUCAUCCCAGACAGUUUUGCCAAUCUUUCAAGUCUUAAGCAACUGGAUUUGGCAAUAAACAAUGUGGAAGGUAGUAUUCCUGGUGGGUUAUUUUUGUUGAAGAAUUUGACCUAUUUGUAUUUGUUUCUCAAUAAAUUGUCUGGGGAGAUCCCCCAGAAAGUAGAAGCAUGGAAUUUGGUUGAAAUUGAUCUUGCUAUGAACAACUUGACUGGCUCAAUACCAGAAGACUUUGGCAAGUUACAGAAUUUGAAGCUUCUCAAUCUAUAUAGGAAUCAGUUUUCUGGUGAAAUACCCUCAAGUAUAGGCCUUAUUUCUACACUGAAAACUUUUAAGGUUUUCACCAACAACUUGAGUGGAGUCCUGCCACCAGAACUAGGCCUUCAUUCGAAGCUCGAAUUUUUUGAGGUUUCAGCCAAUCAUUUUAGUGGUCAACUACCAGAAAAUCUCUGUGCUGGAGGUGUUUUGGUAAGUGUUAUUGCGUUUUCAAACAAUCUCACUGGUGAGGUUCCUCGGUCGCUUGGAAACUGUAAUACUUUGCUCAUGGUUCAUCUUUACAACAACAACUUUACUGGCGAAAUACCUUCAGGUAUUUGGACAGCAAUCAGUAUGACAUCCUUGAUGCUAAGUGAUAAUUCAUUUUCAGGGGAACUUCCAAGCUCGCUGGCUUGGAAUUUUUCCAGGUUGGAGCUUAACAACAACAAAUUUUCUGGUGCAAUUCCUGUUGGGAUAUCUCGUUGGGUGAAUUUGAUUGUUUUUGAGGCAAGUAACAAUAUGUUUUCAGGUGAAAUUCCAGUGGAAGUGACCAGCCUGUCUCGUCUUAAUACUCUUAUGCUUGAUGGUAAUCAACUAUCAGGUCAACUUCCAACCAAGAUAAUCUCCUGGAAGUUACUGACUACUCUAAAUCUCUCAAGAAAUGCACUUUCAGGCCAAAUCCCAGCAGUGAUGGGGUCUAUACCUGUCCUACUUUACUUGGACUUAUCUCAAAACCAUUUCUCUGGCAAAAUUCCAUCCGAGUUAGGCCAACUGAAGCUUCUAGUACUCAAUUUGUCCUCCAAUCAACUUUCUGGGCAAAUUCCAGGGCAGUUUGACAACCUUGCUUAUGAGAAUGGCUUCCUGAACAAUUCUAAUCUCUGUGCCGCUAAUCCAGUUCUAAACCUUCCAAAUUGCUAUAUCAGUUCUCACAAUUCCAACAAACUGUCCUCUAAAGUUCUUGCCAUGAUUCUUGUUUUUUCCAUAACUAUCUCCAUGGCUACUGCUAUAUUAACCUUAGUCAUUGUUAGACAUAAUACGAGAAAGAAGCAAAAUCGUGAUCUGGCAACAUGGAAGAUGACCACAUUCCAUAAAGUGGAUUUCACAGAAGCAAACAUUUUGGAAGGUUUGACAGAAAGUAAUCUAAUUGGAAGUGGAGGGUCAGGGAAGGUAUACCGCAUUGUUGUGAACCAUAUAGGAGAAUUUGUUGCAGUUAAGAGGAUUUCGAGCAAUAGAAAAUUUGAUGGGAAGCUCGAGAAAGAAUUUGCGGCUGAAGUUCAAAUCCUAGGCACAGUUAGACACUCAAAUAUAGUGAAGUUGUUGUGCUGCAUUUCAAGUGAGGAAUCGAAGCUUCUUGUUUACGAGUAUAUGGAGAAUCAAAGCCUGGAUAGUUGGCUUCAUGGAAAGAACAGAAGAUCAUCACCAAGGACAAAUUCAAUCCAUCAUGUUGUCUUGGAUUGGCCUAAAAGGAUGCGGAUUGCCAUUGGAGCUGCACAAGGAUUAUGCUACAUGCACCAUGACUGCUCCCCACCUAUCAUCCAUCGAGAUGUCAAGUCUAGCAAUAUCUUGUUGGAUUCUAAAUUUGAGGCAAGAAUUGCAGAUUUCGGACUUGCUAAAUUGUUGGCUAAGCAAGGAGAGGCUCACACGAUGUCUACUGUAGCAGGCUCUUUUGGUUACAUUGCCCCAGAGCAUGCUUAUACGACAAAAGUGAAUGAGAAGAUCGAUGUUUAUAGCUUUGGAGUUGUUCUCCUGGAACUGGUGACAGGAAGAGAACCUCGUACUGGGGAUGAGAAUACCAACCUUGCAGAAUGGGCCUGGAGGCGAAAUGCAGAGGGAAAGCCAAUCGUUGAUUGCCUGGAUGAGGGAAUUAAGGAAUCAUGUUACCUGGAAGAAAUGACCACUGUAUUCAAGCUAGGACUCAUUUGUACUAGCACUAUACCAUCUCCAAGGCCUUCUAUGAAGGAUGUUUUGCAGAUUCUACGUAGAAGUUCUCUGAGAAAUUAUGGAGAGAGGUUAGAAAGAUGAGUUUGAUGUUGCUUCUGAUCUCCUUGGCAAUCCUACUUAUCUUUCUUGUUACAAGCGAAGUAGGAGAGUAUAAGAUGAUGAAUACGAUAGCAAAUUAGAUGACAACGUAUGAUGUCUGAUAAUAGUAUUUCUUCUGUCUGUCUGAAAAUAAUCAUGAAAAUAUAUGCUGUGGUCAUGAAAAUAAUCAUUACUGAGCAAGUUUUGCAGCCAA
This is a messenger RNA of Hevea brasiliensis (rubber tree), 3244 nucleotides long. Its product is annotated as receptor-like protein kinase 5. The record is from RefSeq and is a predicted model, not a curated record. Bases 73 to 3033 code for a protein of 986 amino acids. Lineage: Eukaryota; Viridiplantae; Streptophyta; Magnoliopsida; Malpighiales; Euphorbiaceae. Gene Ontology annotation, molecular function: ATP binding; protein binding; protein kinase activity. The transcript is spliced from 2 exons. Gene Ontology annotation, biological process: protein phosphorylation.